This is a messenger RNA of Panicum virgatum (switchgrass), 4438 nucleotides long. RefSeq lists its product as uncharacterized. Bases 217 to 4068 code for a protein of 1283 amino acids. Gene Ontology annotation, cellular component: nucleus. The transcript has 6 exons. The record is from RefSeq and is a predicted model, not a curated record. Gene Ontology annotation, molecular function: zinc ion binding; histone methyltransferase activity; protein binding. NCBI's taxonomy places the organism in Eukaryota, Viridiplantae, Streptophyta, Magnoliopsida, Poales, Poaceae.
UACCUCUCACCUGCCGCAUUUGCGCCGGCCGCCUCCGUUCUCAAUAGUCUCCUCCUCUCGUUCUUGUCUUUGACCUGGAGGGUUUACAACGGUGGUGCUUGCUGGAGUUACUUUGUCUAUCCGCUUGGUGUAUUUUUUAGUGCAUGUUCAUCCGGUGCUUGGCGCGACAGAUCUGACCUCCAAUCGGUGGAUCUUGUUAGAGUUUUCGAUGCAUGCAUGAGCUCUGACGGCCGACGGUGGGGCUUGUCGGAGAAACUUUGCCUAUCCGGCCGAUACCAAGGCUCCCAGUUUCCUCGGGGGAAGAGGCAGCAGCAACUGCACGAGUGCACGACCCCCCACGAAAUCGAAGUGCCCGCCGCGCGCGCGUGGGGGCGUGGCGCACACCUCCCCCCGCGCUCGUCAGUCCUCACCGUUCGGAGCCUCUUCCCCGGGUCGGCUCCGCCCGCCCGGCAGCCGCCGCCCGCCGCCGCAGCAUACGCCCGCGCGUCUCGCAUCCGGUACCUGCCACCGGUUUUGAGGAUGGUGGGGGUCGGGGUGGAGCCGCCGGCGCCGCCCGCGGAGGCCGCGGCAGGGCUGCCGCCGCGCAGGCUGAGGCCUCAGGGGGCCUCCGCCAGGCGCUCCUGGCCGCUCGGGUGCGGCCGGUCCCCCGCGGACCCGCCCGCGGCAGGCGGUGGUUUGAAGGUCGCGGAUGGCGGCGGAGCGGACGAGGUGGUCGCCGCCGUUCCGCCUCCGGCUCGGAACGGCUCCCUGCUUCAGCGGCAGGGCUCGGACGAGAUGGACGAGGCCGGCGCCCGCGGCGCCGUUUCACCUGUGGGGCGGAACGGCGCUCUGCCUCGGCAGCAGGGUCUGGAUAAGGUGGAGGCGGCGCUCGCCCCCGCGCAGAGCGGCGUCCCUCCACGGCAGGGGCGAAAUAAGGUGGGUGAGACUCUUGCUUCUGCAGCUGUUUCGCCUGUGGCGUGCAAUGGCGCCCUCCGGCGUAUCCUGCCUGAGUCAGGCCUGGAGAAGGCAGGGGAGGCUGGAGGCAGGGGGGAUAAUGGAGAGGCACAGUUGUUGGAUGAUGCACGCGUGCUGGCAUUGGAUGGUCAGGAGGGGAACAGGUUGGUCAAGGUGAUGGCACCAGCGGUGGCGGUACCGGAUGGUUGUGACAUUGUUGGUUCUGGUAGUUCUGCGCAGAACGGUGGUGAGAGGUGUGGUUUGUUGGUGGCAGAGGGAGAGGCGGGGAGGGAGGAGGUUGCUGGUGAUGGGGAUGUCAUGGAGAUAGGAAACGGAACAGGUGGUGGUGAGUUAGAGAGGAAGGAAAAUGGAUUUGCAGGUAGCAGAACAAAGAGAUGCUUGACGCCUGCUGUGAAUCAGCUUCCUAAGAAGAGGGCAAUCGCAGCCGAAUGCAAAGUUUCACCUGGCUGCGAGAGGACUGCUGUUACCACAAAAAAAAGCGGAGUUCUGGAGGUCUCACCUGCACACGCAUUUCGUCCUGGCUGUGGGAGGGCCACUUUUACCGCCACAGACAGUGAAGUUUUGGAUAUGCAACCCAUACGCACAUUUCCUCCUAGCCGUGGGAGGUCCGCUCUUACUACCACAGGCAAUGGAGAUGAGGAUACCAGCGGUGAUGCCUUGGCGGCAAUUCCAGUUUCAGGAGGGGCUGCUUCUCGGACAUUAGCACUAGAUGUCUCAAAUGAGAAAAUGGAAAGUAAGAGAUUGGUGGAUAAAGGAAAUAGCAAUGCUCACAGCAGGGAUCAAGUUUCAGAUGAUUUUGUAGGUAUUGAACAAGAUGGCAACAUGCAGCGAAAUGUUGACACAAAAUCUGCGCCCAGGAAUAGUUCCGAUGGGAAGAUGAAAGGGAAACUCUCACAACGUGAAGGGCGGCAGGUAGCACGAGUAGUGGUGGAUGAUAAGAUGAAAAAUAAAGUUGAAGGAAGCUUGCAUGGAAGUACUCUUAAGACACCUUUGAGCGACCCCAUUGGUGCAAAGACAAAAGGAAAGAGGUUGGAGAGUGAUAUGUUGAAUGUGGCGUUGCUUGGUAAUGCUGGGGGAAAGAUGCAAACUAAGACUUUGAGCACUAAUAAAGAAGUGGUGUGCUCAAAUGUGAAUAUAAAGCAAAAUAAAUCUGCUCGUAAACCGAACAAGUUUGGAAAACAUGUUGCAACUAAUGAAAUCGAAGAAAGUGGUGAUAUGAACCUUAUCCCUGACCAACUAAUUGUACAAGCAUUGAUGGCUCCUGACAGAUGCCCUUGGACUCAAGGAAGGAAAUCUAUUGCUAGUGUUUCCAAGUCGCUUGCUCCUAGGAACAAACUUAAUGGAAAGGAUGCUAUUCCAAGAAAAUUACUUAUAGGAAAAGUGGCCUCUCGUGAAUUGAUCAACGAUGAGACAAUGGAGGACAAUGACGACCCUUACUUGGAAGAUGACGGCCCUAACUUGGAAGACGACGACAACUCCAAGGCGCUAGUUGUGUGUGGAGAAAAGCGAGACAUAUGUGUCAUGGUUCCUCCGUCUGUUCCUUCUGGGUCACACCACAAGCAACUUGGGGACCAUGAUGUAUAUGCUCGAAGCAAAGUUAGAAAGUUGCUCCAAUUGUUCCAGGCGGCAUACCGAAAGCUUACACAACUCGUGGAACAGGGUAAUCGUGAUCUCGGAAGGGUUGACAUGGAAGCAAUUAAGGCUUUAAAGAAAGACCCUAUCUAUAACAAGCCUGGGCCCAUUGUUGGCAAUAUUCCUGGUGUUGAAGUUGGAGAUGAAUUUCACUUUAGAGUUGAGUUGUCGCUGGUUGGUCUCCAUCGCCCAUAUCAAGGAGGUAUUGACACUACGAAGCUGAAUGGUGUUCCUAUUGCUAUAAGUAUUGUUGCAUCUGGAGGCUAUCCUGACGAAUUGUCAAGCUCGGAUGAACUAAUAUACACUGGCUCCGGAGGAAAGGCUGGCGGCAAUAAACAAGGAGACGAUCAAAAGCUUGAGAGGGGUAAUCUCGCCCUGAAGAAUUGCAUAGAUACAAAGACCUUGGUUAGAGUGAUUCAUGGGUUCAAAGGCCAAAGUAGAAGUCAAGUAGGUCCUUCUAAAGGCAAGCAAACUUCGACAUUUAUUUAUGAUGGGUUGUAUCAGGUGUUAGAAUGCUGGCAAGAAGGCUUGAUAGGCGAGAGGGUCUUCAAGUACAAGUUACAGAGGAUUGCAGGGCAACCAGAAUUAGCCCUACACAUAGUCAAGGCGACAAGAAAGUCCAAAGUUCGUGAAGGUCUUUGUUUGCCUGAUAUAUCUGAAGGAAGCGAGAGGAUACCCAUAUGUGUCAUCAACACAAUUGAUGACAUGAGGCCAGCACCAUUUAAAUACAUCAACAAAGUCAUAUAUCCAAAUUGGUAUGAGAAAGAACCUCCAAAGGGUUGUGACUGCACAAACGGCUGCUCGGACUCUAUUACAUGUGCUUGUGCAGUGAAGAAUGGAGGGGAAAUCCCGUUCAAUUCCGAUGGUGCAAUCGUCGAGGCCAGCACUCUCAUAUAUGAGUGUGGUCCGUCGUGCAGGUGCCCGCCAACAUGCCACAAUAGGGUGAGUCAGCAUGGUGUCAAAAUUCCACUAGAAAUAUUCAAGACAGGUAAGACAGGUUGGGGUGUAAGAUCCCUCAGUUCUAUAUCUUCAGGCAGUUUCAUAUGCGAGUAUUCCGGCGAGCUCUUGGAAGAUAAAGAAGCUGAAAAGAGACAGAAUGAUGAGUAUCUAUUUGAUAUUGGUAGUAAUUACCAUGAUGAAGAACUUUGGGAGGGACUAAAGUCGGUCGUUGGUGUACAAUCUACUACCUCGUCCUCCAAGACAAUGGAUGGCUUUACAAUAGAUGCAGCUGAGUGUGGCAAUGUCGGACGAUUCAUCAACCAUAGUUGUUCACCGAACCUCUAUGCCCAAAAUGUUCUCUGGGACCAUGAUGACAUGAGGAUGCCGCAUGUCAUGCUUUUUGCUGUUGAGAAUAUCCCACCACUACAAGAGCUGACCUACCAUUAUAAUUAUACAGUCGGUCAGGUCCUUGACGAGAAUGGCAAGGAGAAGGUUAAACAUUGCUAUUGUGGCGCUUCUGAUUGCUGUGGCAGGCUCUACUGAGGCAGACUGCUGUUAGAGUUUUAUGUGGUGAACACUUGUGCCAUGGCACCGCGGUACCCUUCAUUCAUCGGUUCAUCUUGUACUUGCGGGCAUUGUAAUAUUUGCAAGUUAGUACCCCGUAGAUAAAAAUGCAGAUGAAUUUUGUAGAGAUCGAGCUGCUCUUGCUCUCCCUCUCAUUUUGACAUCUUGUAGGAAACAUUUCGGUCCAUUGUACUGGGCUUUAAACAUUUAAACAUUGUAGAAAGCAUGCUGUUGUCUGAAAUAUUCAACACCAUGAUGCAUGGUAGAAUUGUGCAGUAACGGGUGAUGUAAGCAUGCUGUGGUGUUAUGUUUUCGUAAAACUGAUGGGUGAUAUUGCAAGUCUUUCAUA